AAUUGGAGGGUUAUACGGUAUAUUAAUGUCUUAUUGAUAAUGGCAGAACAUCCACCACUACUGGAUACAACUCAGAUUUUAAGUAGUGAUAUUUCUCUUCUAACUGCUCCUAUUGUAAGUGCCGAUGGAACACAACAGGUCAUUCUGGUACAAGUUAACCCAGGGGAAGCAUUUACAAUAAGAAGAGAAGAUGGACAAUUUCAGUGCAUUACAGGUCCUGCUCAGGUUCCAAUGAUGUCCCCAAAUGGUUCUGUGCCUCCUAUUUAUGUGCCUCCUGGUUAUGCCCCACAGGUUAUUGAAGAUAAUGGUGUUCGGAGAGUCGUUGUGGUUCCACAGGCACCAGAGUUUCAUCCUGGUGGCCACACCGUCAUUCAUAGGUCUCCACAUCCUCCUCUGCCUGGUUUUAUUUCUGUCCCAACCAUGAUGCCCCCUCCACCACGCCACAUGUAUUCACCGGUAACUGGAGCUGGAGACAUGGCUACACAAUAUCUGCCACAGUACCAGUCUUCACAAGUAUAUGGAGAUGUAGAUGCUCACUCAACACAUGGAAGAUCUAACUUUAGAGAUGAAAGAUCUAGUAAGACAUAUGAACGUUUGCAGAAAAAAUUAAAGGAUCGCCAAGGAACCCAGAAAGACAAAAUGAACAGUCCACCGUCGUCGCCCCAGAAGAGCCCUUCUCCCAUCAGUGAACAUAAUGGACUGACGAAAGGACAAAGUGGCAUAGGCACGGGGUCAGCAAAAAGCAAGUCUGGGAAAGGACGAGGCGGCGCACAAAUUGAUGCAGAAACUGAAGAAAAAGACGAAGAAACUAAAGCUUUUGAAGCACUUCUGUCCAACAUUGCCAAACCAGUGGCCUCAGAUAUUCAGGCAAGGACAGUAGUCCUGACGUGGUCGCCUCCUUCCAGCCUCAUGAAUGGGGAAGCAGAAGAAACGAAUGCACCAGAGUUCUAUGGCUAUGAAAUUCUGAUAUCAAGUACUGGAAAAGAUGGGAAAUAUAAAAGUGUUUAUAUAGGAGAAGAAACAAGUGUCACUUUAAAUGAUCUCAAGCCUGCUACAGAUUAUCAUGCAAAGGUCCAGGCAGAAAACAAUUCUAUAAAGGGAACUCCUUCAGAAGCUGAAAGCUUUACUACCUUGAGCUGUGAGCCUGAUAUACCUAACCCACCAAGGAUAGCCAAUCGGACCAAAAAUUCACUCACUUUGCAGUGGAAGGCUCCUAGUGACAAUGGUUCUAAAAUUCAAAGCUUUAUUUUAGAAUGGGAUGAAGGAAAAGGAAAUGGAGAAUUUUGUCACUGUUAUGUGGGCUCUCAGAAGCAAUUUAAAAUUACUAAACUGUCACCAGCAAUGGGCUGUAAGUUUAGAUUAUCUGCCAAAAAUGAAUACGGUACAAGUGGAUUUAGUGAAGAAAUCUUAUAUUAUACCUCAGGCUGUGCCCCUUCAAUGCCUGCAAGUCCUGUCUUAACUAAGGCCGGGGUUACUUGGUUAUCCUUACAGUGGAGUAAACCCUCAGGAACACCAUCAGAUGAAGGAAUUUCUUACAUUUUAGAGAUGGAGGAAGAAACUUCAGGAUAUGGUUUUAAGCCUAAGUAUGAUGGCGAAGAUCUUGCUUACACAGUGAAAAAUCUCAGACGUAGUACAAAAUAUAAAUUUAAGGUUAUUGCUUACAACUCUGAAGGUAAAAGUAAUCCAAGUGAAGUAGUAGAGUUUACUACAUGCCCUGAUAAACCAGGGGUACCUUUAAAACCUUCAGUUAAAGGAAAGAUACAUUCACACAGUUUUAAAAUAACUUGGGACCCACCAAAAGACAAUGGAGGGGCAGCCAUCAAUAAAUACGUGGUAGAGAUGGCAGAAGGUCCUAACGGAAAUAAAUGGGAUAUGAUAUACAGUGGAGCUACUAGGGAGCAUCUUUGUGAUAGACUGAAUCCAGGCUGUUUCUAUCGUUUUCGAGUUUACUGCAUCAGUGAUGGAGGACAGAGUGCGGUGUCUGAGUCUCUGCUGGUGCAGACGCCCGCCGUGCCCCCUGGCCCGUGCCUGCCUCCCAGAGUGCAGGGGAGACCCAAAGCAAGAGAAAUACAGCUGCGAUGGGGACCUCCUCAGGUUGACGGUGGAUCGCCCAUUUCCUGCUAUAGUGUUGAAAUGUGUCCUGUAGAAAAAGAUGAACCCAGAGAAGUUUACCAAGGUUCAGAAGUAGAAUGUACAGUGAGCAACCUCCUUCCUGGCAAGACAUACAGCUUCAGACUGCGUGCAGCCAACAAAAUGGGGUUCGGACCAUUUUCAGAAAAAUGUGAUAUUACCACAGCCCCAGGGCCACCAGAUCAGUGCAAACCCCCACAGGUGGCGUGCAGAUCCGCGACUUGUGCACAAGUGAAUUGGGAGGUUCCUUUGAGCAAUGGGACUGAUGUUACUGAGUAUCGAUUGGAGUGGGGAGGAGUUGAAGGAAGCAUGCAGAUAUGUUACUGUGGGCCUGGUCUCAGUUACGAAUUAAAAGGACUUUCACCAGCAACUACCUAUUAUUGCAGAGUCCAGGCUUUAAGUGUGGUGGGUGCAGGUCCUUUUAGUGAAGUAGUAGCCUGUUGUACCCCACCCUCAGUUCCUGCUAUUGUAACUUGUCUUCAAGAAAUAAGUGAUGAGGAACUAGAGAACUCCUUUUACUCACCAUCUACAUGCCUUGCAAUAAGCUGGGAAAAGCCUUGUGACCAUGGUUCAGAGAUCACUGCCUACAGCAUAGACUUCGGAGAUAAGCAGCCCUUGGUAGUGGGAAAGGUUACAAGCUACAUUAUUGAGAAUUUGCAACCAGAUACAACUUACAGAAUACGAAUUCAAGCCUUGAAUAGCCUUGGAGCUGGUCCUUUUAGCCACACAAUAAAAUUAAAAACUAAGCCACUCCCUCCUGAUCCACCUCGAUUAGAAUGUGUUGCCUUUAACCACCAGAACCUUAAGUUGAAAUGGGGAGAAGGAACCCCAAAGACAUUGUCAACAGAUUCUAUUCAGUACCACCUUCAGAUGGAGGAUAAGAAUGGGAGGUUUGUGUCUUUGUACAGAGGACCCUGUCAUACAUACAAAGUACAAAGACUUAAUGAGUCAACAUCCUAUAAAUUUUGUAUACAAGCUUGUAAUGAAGCAGGGGAAGGUCCUCUCUCCCAAGAAUAUAUUUUCACUACUCCAAAAUCUGUUCCAGCUGCCUUGAAAGCCCCCAAAAUAGAGAAAGUAAGUGAUCAUAUUUGUGAAAUUACAUGGGAGUGUUUGCAGCCAAUGAAAGGUGAUCCAGUUAUUUAUAGUCUGCAAGUUCUGGUGGGAAAAGAUUCAGAAUUCAAACAGAUUUACAAAGGCCCCGACUCUUCUUUCCGGUAUUCAAGCUUUCAGCUGAACUGUGAAUAUCGUUUCCGUGUGUGUGCCAUUCGCCAGUGCCAAGAUCCUGUGGGGCAUCAGGACCUCGUGGGCCCUUACAGCACCACAGUGCUUUUCAUCUCUCAGAGGACAGAGCCCCCCGCCAGCACCCACAGAGACACUGUGGAGAGCCCGAGGACCCGGCGGGCGCUCAGCGAUGAGCAGUGUGCAGCCGUCAUCCUUGUGCUGUUCGCUUUCUUCUCCAUCUUGAUCGCCUUUAUCAUUCAGUACUUUGUAAUCAAGUGAAAAUACAACUUUUAUUUUUAAUGCCGUACAUUUUAUUUUGUUGCGUACUAAAAUUAUUUCUGUAUUGCUUUUACAAAAACAGUGGCAUUUAGCACUGGCAUUGAGACUAGAGCAUAUCAGUUUUGCCAUUUUCAGUGCUAUGUUGUUAGGUAGAGGCUGGCACCUUAUUCAAAUGCAAGCCGCAGAAAUAGCAAUUUUCUUUUUUUCUCUUUUUUUUUGUUAUUUGGUUAGAACUUUUCUUUCCUUUUUUUAUUUUUAUUUUUGGACAUGCCUUCUUGUAAAACUUCCUAAGAGGCAAACGAUAUACAAUUCAUAAUUUUGACCAGUCAGCAUGAGUGUAACGGUGAUAACCUGAUCUGAGUGCUUUACGAAGAUUCCACCAAGUGAAAAAAUUCAGAAUGACUAAAACUUACACUAACAUGCUAUAGAAAAAUGUUAAAGUCUGAUGCUGUGAAAGCAAUCUAGUGCUAUAUUUCUACCUCCUCAUUUGUCUUAAUUAUUUGGUAAGUGGGAUUAUGAUGACUAACUGGAGGGGCUUGGUAAGUGGGAUUAUGUGAGUAACUGAAGGGGCUUAGCAGACAGACUGAAUGAAAGACUAUACAUGGAAAAAGAAGCUUCUUGUUUGAUAAAUGUGGAGUUCUUCAUCACACGUAUAUAUACAUGAAUUCACAGAUGAGUCACUUUCAGAGAAAGCACAAGUUUACUUGGCCUAAAAAAUAAUUUAAUGUUUACUCCAAAAGUAUCUCUUCCCAUUCUGAGAACAUGGAAAGAACCAGAGUACUUUUAGAUAGGUUACCUUUUAAAGAGUAAUCAUAAUUAACUGAAUUUCAAACUUACUUGAUUGGAUCGUAGGAGCCUUGGAACCAUAUGUAUGUGCACAAGUACAUGGCAUACACAUAUGGCAUAUAUAUAAACUAUACAUACCAAGUGUAGAAAUAUAUAUAUAUAUACACACAUACAUGCUCUCACUUCACCUACCUGAUGUACCUAAUUUUUUAAGAACUCCCAUAAGUUUGCUGCUUCUUCCAUAUAACUACUGCCAUCACCGUCAGAAUUCAUAAUCAAACCUAACUUUUCUGUUUGGGGCACCAAAUCUGAAGACAAAAUUAAUUUGCACCAGUAAACUUCAAGCUGCUUUCUUUCUUGAAAAAUUGUUUAAUGUAAUGUCUGUUUGGAUACUGUUCCAAAUUGUUGAUUGCAUGUGGUUAAUGUUGCAUUAGAGCACUUUGCAAUUGCAUAAUUCGUUAAUGUAUUGUGAGCUUGCAUUUGUGAGUUAUUGGAUGACCAGAUUGAAUUUUGUCAAGUGUCAUAUUGUACAUCUCGCAUAGAUGUCAAUGACUGCCAGUAAUAAUAGUUUGUAAUGAAACUAUCUAAAAGUCUUGUUUUAUCACAUCUGUUAUCUGUAAAAACACUUGUAACUAGCCUUUUUAAUUUAUUAUUUGAGUUUUAGGAUAGUGAAUCACUAAUUUUUAGUUGCUGAAGCUUAGCAUUUUAGUGAUUACUGAGCACUUCUGUCAGUCUUUGGAAAAAACAUGUUUUGUGCUUCGAAGAACUCUGAAGAAUCUUAUAUUAGAAUGGGCAUGUAUUGUAACUGUUUUAUGUCAAAUGAUUUGUGCUGUAGAAAAAAAACAUUAACCUUCCUUCAAAAAAGAAACGGAUAAACUUGGCCUUUCCAAGUGGUAAGAAUGAUCUGUCACUAUAAAAUACUGUAUGUUUACAUUUUAUUUAAUUUUAAUCUCUUACGUAUAGGCUGAUAACUUUACCCCAAAACAGUGAUUGCGAUUGUUUUCUAGAAACUUCUUUAAAGUGCCACAUUUGGCAGUACAAAUGAGUUUGAGUGUUAACAGCCCAGAGAUUUAUAUAUAGUUGAAUGUCUAAAAUGGUAAGAUGUACCACUGUGCCAGUAACAGUGGCUUAUGUUUUUCAUAGUAACUCAAAUGAACUCCUAUUUUUGAUAGUAAAUGUCAUUUAAUAGUGUACUCGCCAUUUGAGCCUCCCUGCGAAAUUAGUGCAGAGGAGAAAACUUUUAAUGUAAUCUUGAUUUUACCUCAUAAACUGUACAUUCCAAAAACUCUAAACUUUUUAAAGAUUAUAGAUACACUACCAAACAUCACCUUUAAAUUGUAUAAGGUUGAAGUUCAUACAGAUGAAAAAAUAUAAUCUCAUAAAAGUACAUAAAGUAUGUAGCAAAAGUAUCUUCAAAAUCCAUGGAAAAUAAAAGUUGUAUCAUUCUUUUUUGA
Molecule: messenger RNA, 5870 nt
Organism: Sorex fumeus (smoky shrew)
Lineage: Eukaryota; Metazoa; Chordata; Mammalia; Eulipotyphla; Soricidae
Gene: FNDC3A
Product: fibronectin type III domain containing 3A
Exons: 25
Coding region: 40-3630 (1196 amino acids)
Molecular function (GO): protein binding
Source: RefSeq, a predicted model, not a curated record